Messenger RNA from Saccoglossus kowalevskii, 1971 nucleotides. RefSeq lists its product as uncharacterized. Gene Ontology annotation, cellular component: RNA polymerase II transcription regulator complex. Gene Ontology annotation, biological process: regulation of transcription by RNA polymerase II. The record is from RefSeq and is a predicted model, not a curated record. Gene Ontology annotation, molecular function: RNA polymerase II cis-regulatory region sequence-specific DNA binding; DNA-binding transcription factor activity, RNA polymerase II-specific. NCBI's taxonomy places the organism in Eukaryota, Metazoa, Hemichordata, Enteropneusta, Harrimaniidae.
AUGGUUCCAGGUUCUGGAAUCAGUGGCAUCAUUAAUUCAAAUGUUGGAAAACUGCAAACUGUAACUGUCCCAGUUACUCAGUUCAAUUCGGUUUCAGGCUCAUUCACGUUCCCAACACAGACAAUAAUCACUGUUGAUGGUUUAAACAAACCUGUUUCGCAAGUGCCGCUUGUCACAAGGCGAAGUAAGCGUACAAAAAAACAUCAUGCGAGUGAGGAAUUUGAAUAUCAGCCUGUGGUAAAGAGAAGCAAGGUAGAUGCACAACCAAUCGGCAUGGCGGUUAAUCAAGAAAAAGAAAGUAGUGUGAUGUUUACAGCAGCGGAUUCGUCUCAAUUGCACACAGGUCGCGAUGAAACUGAUGGCGUUCAGUUGUUACAAGAGACACAUGUCAAUGUACAGAAAGUAUGUGACAUACCACAGGAAAACCGACCAGAAACUGACGAACUUGUUAAAAUGCCUACAGCUAUACUUAGUCGCAGACGUAGCUCAGUCGCACUUGGGAAUAAACCGUCCCCUCUACGGGUAUUGCACAAUGAUCCAGAAUUCCGGAGCUCACCAACUGAUAGUGUUAACAGCAGCAAGAAUGCCUCUCCAGUAGACAGCAAAUUUGAUGCAAAAGACUUGGAGCUUGCAGUUCCUCUGCAGGAAGAUCAUACUGAGGACACCAAACAUGACGACGCACCAAAGACGGUGCAAGCUCAGAAUGACCAAACCGUGACAACAUGUUUACCAAAGCCUGAACUUCCAGGCUCUCUCGCUUCUGAACAAGUGAAAGAGACUCCUAGCGUCAGUUCAGCGGAGAGUUCUCAGACAAGUCUACUUUUUUCACAGUCGCCUCUACAUCUGUUGCUGAAUAAUCGAAGCUCAAGCAACUCCCCCGCAAGGUUUAUGAGUCGUCCUAGCUCUCUGAGCAGUAUGGCGGAAUUAGAGAGAGCAUUCGGUAGCGGGGAAUCUCCUUUCCCGAUUGUGUCACCUAACCCAGUCUUUGGAAAACGCAGUAAAAGUGCGUCACCAAGUCACUUUCAGUCUCUGAUAAAUAGCCAGGCUCAGGCAAUGUUAGCUGGCAUGUCUCAACAGACUGCACCAACCAAAGUGAACUCAGUUAGUCCUGUCUUGUUGCCACAUGGAGGGAUGAACACCAGUACUAGCCCGUCUGAUUUCAGUUUUAACAACUCCAUGUUUUCCUUCAGCUUUAACCAACUGCUACAGGGGGCUUCCAAUCAACACACGCCUGUAUCGUCCGCACCCGCUCAGCCAGCUCAGGCGAUGAAUUCCAUCCCAACUACUGCACUGCCUUUGGUACCAACAACGAUGCAAAGUAUGCCUAACACCAUCCUACAGAUGCCUCAUAUGACGCAGCUAUCUUUACUGCAAGCUCCCCAAACUAACGGCAACAUCGUGCAUUUACCGACUACCACAACGUUUGUGCAAACGCCGAUGUCAUCCAGGGUUCAAACAUCGAUGGCUCAUCUUUCUGUUCCAAUGUACCAAACAUCGCAUCCCAAUCAAAUCAACCAGGUGGCACCUGUGCCAUUUUCAUUCACCCAAGCACAAGUGGCACAAUGGUCGACCCCAAUUACCGGUAGUGCACAUAACAGGGCUGCUCUAAUGGCUGGUAUGAGCCCCAUCAUGCCAUCAGAAACCUACAGCCCUAAGUCUCUAACACCAGGUGACAAAUCGUAUCAAAACAUGCUAUUCACACCGCGCACACAAAUGUCUCCUGCGACAACGUUAAACACAACACCUUUGAUUAACACUGAACUGAACAACAGCAGCUUUUUCCAUACUCCAAACAUGUACUCUAUGGCGAACACUGGUAAUCUGCUUCAGCAUAACGCUCCACAGGUGAUUGGACCCUCAGCAUUUCAGCACGUCCCGGCUAACCUUCCAGCAAACGGAAAAUUCACAACAUCUCGAAGACUAGCACUUCCACAGUUCUCCGAAAGUUUUAAGCAACCACCUCAAGCGUAA